Molecule: messenger RNA, 849 nt
Organism: Insectozyma verbasci
Lineage: Eukaryota; Fungi; Ascomycota; Pichiomycetes; Serinales; Debaryomycetaceae
Source: the annotation of a GenBank genome assembly
AUGUGGUUAUAUUCAUUAGCUAAAAGAUUGAUUCAAAUUGGUGUUUCAAUAGGUGCAAUUGCUUUAAUAGGACUAUAUUAUUUCCAAAAUUCAUUAAUAUAUCCUGCUUCAUUAAAUGAUGGUCAUGGUUAUUGUGCAACUCCAGAUGAACAUAGUAUGGAAUAUAAAUUAAUUGAAUUAAAAACUAAAGAUGGUGAAACUUUACAAUGUUAUUCAAUCAAACAAGAUCCAAAAGUUGAAAAUUAUAAAAAUAAAACUAUUUUAAUGUUGACUCCAAAUGCUGGUAAUAUUGGACAUGCGUUACCUAUAGUUUCCAUGUUUUAUAAAAACUUUGGUUAUAAUGUUUUUAUUUAUAGUUAUAGAGGAUAUGGUAAAUCAACAGGAUUUCCACUGGAAAAAGGGUUAAAAAUUGAUGCAGAUACAGUAAUGGAUUAUAUUGAAAAAGAUGAACAAUAUAAAGCUGGUAAAUUGAUUUUAUAUGGUAGAUCAUUAGGUGGAGCAGUUGCAAUAUAUAUAGCUGCCAACAGAAAAGUGGAUGCUGUUGUAUUGGAAAACACAUUUUUAUCGCUAAAGAAGACAAUACCUCAUGUUUUCCCAGUAUUGAAAUAUUUUACAAAUUUUGUUCAUCAAAAAUGGAAUUCAGAAGCUUUAAUUUCAAAAAUUACUGCUCCUACUUUAUUAAUUAGUGGUACAAAGGAUGAGAUUGUACCUCCAGUUCAUAUGGAUAUAAUUUAUGAUAAAUUGAAAGUUGAAAAGAAGAUUAUUAAAUAUGACAAGUUCCAUAAUGAUACAAUUUUAACAGAUGGUUAUUUUGAAGAGAUUGACAACUGGAUAGAAUCUUUAAAGUAA